GGUAUUAGUUGUGAAGGAGUGACACUAAAAAGUCUAUAAAAUAAAUACGUAUGAUUAUUUCAAACUACGUGAAACAUCUGGAAAAGCCAAAGGGUGAGGUGUGAGGUUGUGUUCAGAGGUUGGCUGACCUUACAGUCUUUUACCAUGACAAGAUCAGGCGCUUUCAAACUCAGCAUUGUCUUCUUUCUCACCUUAAUCCUGUGUCUACCAGAGUUUUUUCCAGAAAUAUCUCAAAUUAAGUUUAUCUGUGAGCUGUUUGACCCUUGCACUCCUGAAAAAGAUGCACAGGUGUGUACACCAGAUGACCCUCCAUGUGCGACAGAAAAGAUAAAUGGCAGCAGUCAACACACACAUGAAGACUGGUAUCUGUGUAAGACUGAAAUAGAUCUGCAGCUUCUCUACAACAAUACCUCAGAGUCAGGAAUGGAUGUGAAAGUGGUACUGGCAAUGAAGUCAGGCAAUCUCUCUGGGUGGAACAUUAGUGUGUUUGCUUUUCUCAACAACACUGAUCUGUACACUGGACCCCAAAACGACCAGAGACUCUUCUCCUGCUACCUCCCACCAGACGACAGCAAAUGUCCAGAUCUGAACAUAACUCUGCAUGAAAACACCAGCACUCCAACACAAGACACCUCGAUUUUGAAAACCAUUACUCCUGCAAACCCAGCCACCUCUUCGCCCAAAACAACUACACUAUCUUUCCAAGCAACAGCUUCUACAGAUGAGCUGAAGUGCCAACCGAACAGCAGCAGUUUCCUCUUUUACUACCAACAGCAAAAUGAAACAGCAAGAUCAGCUGCAUUAUCAGCGACAAAAACAAGAAAAGCUGGCCGCUGGUGUGUGAUCACGUCGGUGUGGUUUGCUCUGGUACUGACUGUGGUUGUGGUGACACUAGUGAGUGUGGGCAGUCUGAUCUUCAAGAGCAGAAAACAGAGAAAGUCCCAUUUGGCCACAUCUGUGCCUGAUCCAGCCAGUGGACAUCAGUUCAAAGAGCUCAGGAAACAAAAAGGAAAUUUAAUGAGAGAUGCCCCUGAUGUGUCCAUAGCAAUAUGCAGCAUAAGUGAUGGUGGUGUUUUCUCUCAGAUCUCUUCGGUGGAGAACAGAACAAACGAACACCUUCUGAAGGUAGAUGACAUCAACAAGAGAAGAUUGUCGCCAAUCUAUGAGAUUACAGAUUCCUCAUUAGAUGAAGAAGAGAAAAAUGAAGAUGAGGAAGAGGGGCACUGUAACGUCUCAAUAACAAAGGAAGAGUUUAAAAACUCAAACCAGCUCCAACAUCAGGGCAACUGUGAACCACCUACUUAUCUGCAUCAUCGAAGCUUUUCUUGUUCCUGUCAUGAAGACGAUGUGGAGCUUUAACUAUUUAAAUCUAAGAGAAACAGCAGAGGCACUUUAUUAAAUAGAUGUAUUUAUUUACAAAACGACAGGGACCAGUUAACUUGAGC
Carassius gibelio (silver crucian carp) is the source of this 1445-nucleotide messenger RNA. RefSeq lists its product as uncharacterized. The coding region runs from base 145 to 1359 and encodes 404 amino acids. The record is from RefSeq and is a predicted model, not a curated record. NCBI's taxonomy places the organism in Eukaryota, Metazoa, Chordata, Actinopteri, Cypriniformes, Cyprinidae. The transcript is spliced from 12 exons.